Molecule: messenger RNA, 2243 nt
Organism: Ictalurus punctatus (channel catfish)
Lineage: Eukaryota; Metazoa; Chordata; Actinopteri; Siluriformes; Ictaluridae
Exons: 16
Coding region: 51-1907 (618 amino acids)
Source: RefSeq, a predicted model, not a curated record
CAGACACCUCCUAUGCAGUCAACUUCACAUUAAGCAUCAGUAACAUCAGCAUGUCUAAGAACCCUGACCUCAGGAACGACACCUACACCCAAGUGGAGAACAUCAUCAAUAAUGCUCUUAACACGCUUCUAAAUGAUGCUGGUGCAGAGCCAUUCGAACCCCAGAGCUCUUUCUUCACUGGUAACAGGAGUUCAGGAAACCAGGUCAAUGGUGAUAUGAAGUACUACUUCCAAGACGGAGACACCAAAACACCAGCAGCCUUCCUGAAUGAGCUUAAACCUGUAUCUGGUUCAGCUGUGGUUCAGAACAGGAUGGUCUUCAAUUCCUCCUCCCCUGUUCCCAGUGAGAGUUUGGUCCUCAGUGCGAUCCAGACUCUUCUCAGUGCUCGACUCACAAACCUCUCUGACUCUGUAAAAGUGCUGAACUUCACCUACGAGAAAAUUUCAGACACCUCCUAUGCAGUCAACUUCACAUUAAGCAUCAGUAACAUCAGCAUGUCUAAGAACCAUGACCUCAGGAACGUCACCUACACCCAAGUGGAGAACAUCAUCAAUAAUGCUCUUAACACGCUUCUAAAUGAUGCUGGUGCAGAGCCAUUCGAACCCCAGAGCUCUUUCUUCACUGGUAACAGGAGUUCAGGAAACCAGGUCAAUGGUGAUAUGAAGUACUACUUCCAAGACGGAGACACCAAAACACCAGCAGCCUUCCUGAAUGAGCUUAAACCUGUGUCUGGUUCAGCUGUGGUUCAGACCAGGUUGGUCUUCAAUUCCUCCUCUCCUGUUCCCAGUGAGAGUUUGGUCUUCAACACAACCCAGACUCUUCUCAGUGCUCGACUCACAAAACUCAGUCACUCUGUAAAAGUACUGAACUUCACCUAUAAGAAAAUUUCAGACACCUCCUAUGCAGUCAACUUCACAUUGAGCAUCAGUAACAUCAGCAUGUCUAAGAACCCUGACCUCAGGAAUAACACCUACACCCAAGUGGAGAACAUCAUCAAUAAUGCUGUAAACAUGCUUCUAAAUGAACCUGGUGCAGACCCAUUCAAACCCCAUAGCUCUUUCUUCACGAGUUCAGGAAACCAGGUUAAUGGUGAUAUGGAUUACUACUUCCAAAACGGAGACACCAAAACACCAGGAGCCUUCCUGAAUGACCUUAAACCUGUAUUGGGGAAUGUCGUGAUACGUAUUCGCCUAGUUUUUAAGAACUUGACUAGAGUACCUAGUGAAGCUGAUGUUCUCAAUGCUGCUAAUGCUCUGCUGGACUCAAAGAUCAGAAAAGUACGAGCUCUUGUAACACAAAAACUGAGUGAUCCUGUGAGCAUACAGGAUGUCAUCUAUGAAAAAACUGGCAACAACUCCUACAUUAUAAGCUUUGCAUUUAAAAUCAGCAAUGUGACCAUCUCCAAGGACCUUCAGCUGAGGAAUGACACAUAUGUUUUAAUACAAAACACCAUCAACAGCCUGCUGAACACUAUUCUGAAUGUGAAAGAUGCUCCUGCGUUUGUCUUUCCACAAGCAAACUACACGUUUAAUGGUACAGCAAUUGAGGCUAAUUCCGAAUACAUCUUUGUGGAAGGUGAAACCAAGUGGACACCAAGUGGAUUUCUUUCUGCAAUACUCAACAUUAGUGGGUUGUCGACCUUCACCACUCCUGCUGCUCAAACCGAAUCCACUGUCCAUGUAGUCCUGAGGCCCACAGUGCAAGCACACAGCAACACCACCACCACUGGAGGAAAUUCUGCAUGGAUCCUGGGAAUCAUUAUCCCCUGCAGUAUAGUCAUUAUUCUCAUACCAUGCUGGAUUCUACUCUGUUGUCUGCUGUGUGGCUGCUGUGCUGGUUUAAGGAGACGCUACAACAGAAGACGAUCCUACAAUGUCCAAUACACAACACGAAAUGGACUCUUUUAAAAACAGUUAGAUUGUAAAAUAAUUUCACGAAAAUAUUAUUUACAACUAUUAGACUCUAUUUCGUAUAUAUAUAGUUUAUUUAUCUGUUUCAUUAUAAAGUUUCUUUUUAUUUGUAUACCUAUGUAAUUAUUUAACUAGUUUCAUUCUAUUUACACAUAAUUUUAUUUCAACUAAGUACAAAAAAAGUAAGCUACAUAUGGUCUAUUAAAGUGAAUUAUUAAACAGGAUCAUGUAUAUAUACUGUCCAAACUAAUGUUCAGUUAUGUUGUAAUUUAACUUAUAUUGAUCAAUGUAACAUAUUUAUUAAAGCUAUUUAUCAUAAAGCUAAUUGAAUAA